This is a messenger RNA of Peniophora sp. CBMAI 1063, 912 nucleotides long. NCBI's taxonomy places the organism in Eukaryota, Fungi, Basidiomycota, Agaricomycetes, Russulales, Peniophoraceae. The record is from the annotation of a GenBank genome assembly.
AUGGGUCUGUCGGAUAUGAUUCGAGCAUUGGCGCGCCCUCUUUAUACCCUUCUUCUGUUCACCAAAUCGGACAUCAAGACUACGGUGAUCCCUGUCACCUCGCUGGCAGCCGCUGGUGCACCGCUUGCCGCUCCCGGCCGGAUUAUACACGUCAUCUUCUGGAUUUGGUUGCACGUACUGCAAUUUGAUGUAUCAAACCAAACAAUGGACCCCGAAGAAGACGCUCAGAACAAGCGGGACCGGCCUCUACCUGCCGGACGAAUAACCUUAGCCAAUGCCCUGCUACUUCGUUGGCUUCUCGUGCCAAUCUGCUUCUCCAUCUCGGUGUUGUAUAGCACGCAGACCUUCCACGCGAGUGUCGCGCUUGUCGCACUCACAAUCAUCUACAACGAGCUGGCUGCACACAGAAUGCACUGGGCUAUCCGCAACGCCGUCAACGCCCUUGGCUUCGCAUCUUUCGAAGUUGGAGCGACGUUGGUUGCAGGCACUGACCCUACCCGCCUUGAUUCGGUCGGUAUGCACUCUGUCUUGAUCAGCGCCGGUAUCUUCGCAAGUACCAUCCAUGCGCAAGACUUCAAGGAUACCGAAGGAGAUCGUGCUAUCGGCCGUCAGACUAUCCCCAUUAUGCUUCCUGCUUACGCUCGCCUUACUGUCAUUAUUCCGCUCUUUCUAUGGUCUUCCGGCCUCUCGGUCUUCUGGCAACUUAAUCCGAUGCUCGGUCUUCUCUUCAUCGCGCUCUGCGGAUGGCGUUCUAUUGGUACAAUGUUUGGCUGUCUGCAGCUCAUGCGCUCCCGGCAUACUAUCGAACAUUUGUUCUCGAUAGCGCAGCAUUGUAGCUGCGAGAUCAUCAGUAACAGUAGUAGCCUCCAUACCCCUCGUCUCCGCGCCCAUACUUACCUUCAAUGGUCAUAA